Molecule: messenger RNA, 3390 nt
Organism: Fusarium mangiferae
Lineage: Eukaryota; Fungi; Ascomycota; Sordariomycetes; Hypocreales; Nectriaceae
Exons: 1
Coding region: 1-3390 (1129 amino acids)
Molecular function (GO): protein binding
Source: RefSeq, a predicted model, not a curated record
AUGAUCGUUCGUGAGCUUCGGGAGCUUGGCGAGGAUCUCACUCGACUUCACAUCGCCGCCGAGGAGCAUAUGGGCGCUAUCAGAGAGGAUAUUUCCCACUACAUUGACUCCGAGAUGGCCCGUGUCAGACUGAAGCUGUGUCUCUCUGACGAGGUCUGCUCAGUGGUUCGAGCCAAGUUGGCUCAGAAUACGAAUCGCACAUAUCUGUGGGUCAGUUUGGUCUUCCGGGAGAUUGAAAGGUCCAGAGGCAAAACCGUCAAAAAGAUCUUGAAGAUGAUCGAUGAUCUACCCAAUACAGUCGAGGGGAUCUACGAGACCAUAUUAGAGGACGUAGAGGACCGAGAAGAAACAGAGAAUCUUUUCAUGAUUAUUCAAGCUGCCAAGAGGCCAUUGAGUCUAAGUGAGAUAGACGUGGCAAUGGAGCUUACCGGGGAGUUGACCCGGUAUGAAGACUUGGACCUAGAAGGGGAUGAAGGUCGAAUGGAGUACAUUCGCCAAGCAAGCUGUCUUCUAGUUCUAGUUGACGAGAACAAGCUUUACUUCAUACACGAGACCGUAUCUGAUUUUCUUUCUACAGCGCCAGGCCCUGCAAAAGUCAAACUAGGCUCUGAGUUGGGCUCCAGGCCCUGGAAAUCCACCAUAUCACGCAAAGACUCCCAUGCAACCCUUGCUAAGCUCUGUCUGGCAUUCCUGCAGCUUGAGGACUUCACGAAAGCUGGACUUCGCCUUCAGCUUUUGUAUAAAUAUAAGGAUACAGGGCAUCCGAAGACAACGGAUUUUCCAUGGACUAUUAAAUCCUAUCAUCUAGGCUCAAUGGAGAGCUUGGUCAAGAGGCUGGUCAAUGGGGAAAUGCUUCCAGAUGGUACUAUCAGUGUAGACUUGACCAAAUCAGUCAGCGUUCAUCCAAACCAUCCAUUUGGGGAACACUUGAAAGAGAUCAAGGCGCGCUUCUCUUUCCUGGAAUACGCUGCAACCUAUUGGCACAUACAUGUAGUUGAGGCGGAUAUGGAGCCUGAUGACUUCAUGUUGAGUCUAUUUGACAUCGACAGUCCUCAAUAUGCGACCUGGCUCCCGAUUUAUUGGCAGACGGCGCCACGCUACGAGAGAGCGCAUCUGUCCGCUUCGAUUCUCGCACUUUGCUUCGGUCAUCGGCGCGCACUGAGCCGGUUAAUAGCCAACGGCUUAGCUGUCGACGAGCGGGAUCCCUUCGGUCAAACGGCACUACACUGGGCGGCCAAGAGAGCGUCAAGAGAGGACCUUGAGUUUCUGAUAAGCCAAAAAGCCGUCGUUGAUGCCGCUGACAGCUUCGGGAGGACCCCGCUUAUGGAAGCUGUCAUUGCUCAGAAGCAGGCACACGUGGCCAUACUUCUUGAUCAUGAUGCCGAUCCAAAUCUGCAGGAUCAUAUGGGCCUUCGACCAAUCCACAUGGCCCAAAAUAGUGUUGAAAUAGCAGCAAACCUACUCGACAAAGGGGCCGAGAUCGAACCAAUGGAUAGAGUUGGAAGAUGCCCAAUAGACUUCGCAGCCGAGGGCAGCCAUAUCAAUGUUCUGAAACUUCUCAUAGACCGGGGUGCCUUGCCUCAGCCUUGGACUGUCUUCAAAGCAGAGGAAUGGCAGAACAAAGAGAUUAAAAGCAUUUUACGCGGUCGAAUGAGAGAAUUAAGCGUCGCAGCCGAGAGAAAUGCACCCCCGACCGUACAGAUGCUGAAAUCGAUCAAGUCGAAUGACACGGGAAAACUUCAAGCAGUAUUGGAUCGACAUGCCGAUGUGUUGGCCGCUACUGACAGCGAGGGCAACAAUGCUCUCCACGUCGCAGCUACUAAAUGCAGUGUCGAAGUCGCCUGUCUACUUGUUCAACGUGGCAUAGAUCCAAACGCAGUGAAUAAGGCAGGAGUCAAUGCCCAAUUCUUUGCACAGGUUGCAGAUAAUCAACCCAUGAUCGCAUAUCUACGGGAAGUCGGCGUGCAAGGAUUUUGUAACGCCAAAUCAAAUGAAGAGGACGUCAUCUCUGAACUGCGCGCUCAUACGCAGAUUUUGAAAAUACCACCCCUAGUAGCCGCGAUACGUCUUGGGGCAGCUGAUAUUGUGCUGCGUCUGCUUGAAGAAGGCGAAAAUGUGAAUCAAACUUGGGGGCCGCUUCAAAAAACGCCAAUCUUUGCUGCUAUUGAGCGGGACCAGAAGCUUAUCAUAGACGUUCUGCUGGGAUUUGGUGCCGACCUCGACUCUCGGAAUUUCCUCCAGCAAAACUUGCUUCAUCGCUGCAUCCUUACCACCGGAAGUCCAUCGCUUGCUGACUUUCUUGUUCAACGCAAUGUAAGCAUCAAUCACUUCGACUACCACGGAAUGCAUCCGUUGGAUUACGCCCGGAAGCUUGGGCUGGAAGAAGUGCAGCAGGUCAUACAGCAUAGGCGAGAUGACGAGUUGAGAAGCGUAAGCUUGCAAGAACUAGACGUGCUUGAUGUUUCCCAUUUCAUCACUGCAGCCACCAGCCUCCUUCAGGCACAAAGACGAGGCAUGGAUGUUUGUAAGUUCUCUAAUCGUCUCUUACGCCGUCGUCCUCAACCAGGUGUACCCGAAGAACUGGUAUUUUGGGAGGACCCAGCACCAAACCCUGAUGAGCAGAUGACCGACCCUGUCACUUCUUCGCCCGGAAACGUGUCUCGGAUUCCAUACAGAUCAUCUCAAGGAGAUUCCUUGGAAGAGCACGCGGACCCAGAACAAGACGAGCCGGUCUCAGUUAACAAAGACACUAUUCCUCGAUGGUUUGAACCUCAGCUGCAGGCAGCGGCUGUCAUUUUCUACAACCUACUGUCCGACAAAGCAGAGCUAAGCAAGGACCAAGUGGUGAGGGACAUGAAUCGAGGAUCGCCUACGGUUGGUGAUUUGCUUUCAAUUCUCGAGGUAUGGAAGUUGCUUGCAGACGAGGUGCCAGAUAUGGUGGACCCGUAUCAACGACCAGAGAAACUAGGUCUCAAUGACGGCGAGGACCACUGGCCAACUCUUGAUCGCUUGCUUAACUUCUUUUGCAAUCGAGUUACGGAUCAUGGAGAUGAUGACAUUGCCAACAACGACAAUAGAGACAACAGCGAUGCUGAGAAGAUAAGAGCAGUUGACAAUAUGGAGCAAAAGAAUUUGAGGCAAAUUGUAACAGAAUUGAACUCUAGGCGAAAAGAUCCAAUGAUGCUGUACUUGAGGUACCUGGAGGGACGAGACUCGGAUGACGAGGAAAUGUACUUAACCGAUGAGGAGAUGCAGGAAAAGAUCCUGGAUGAGGCGGCAGCACGGAGGACACAGAAACCUUGGAACCGGUAUACGUACCUGUUCGUUCAUGAAAGAAUACGCAAAGGGGUUCGCGCCUAUGUGCAUGACUACAAUGCGCUAACCCCAUGA